Limanda limanda (common dab) is the source of this 5257-nucleotide messenger RNA. RefSeq names its product neuropilin 1a (gene nrp1a). Gene Ontology annotation, molecular function: vascular endothelial growth factor receptor activity; semaphorin receptor activity. Gene Ontology annotation, cellular component: membrane. Lineage: Eukaryota; Metazoa; Chordata; Actinopteri; Pleuronectiformes; Pleuronectidae. Gene Ontology annotation, biological process: vascular endothelial growth factor signaling pathway; angiogenesis; axon guidance. Bases 830 to 3604 code for a protein of 924 amino acids. The transcript is spliced from 18 exons. The record is from RefSeq and is a predicted model, not a curated record.
UGUCCUCUCCUUGGCAUUUUGUUUGGAAACCGUCUACUUGGUCAACACUGACCGGGGUGUCACUUAUUGUGGCUGCGCUGAAUAGGAACCAGCGAAACCGAGGAGAGCCGGAGAGAUCAGCGGGGAGGAGAGCGGUCUGCACGCCGGGAGGAGAGCGAGUCUCCGGGCUGCGGCUGUGCGUCUCUGCGCUGUAGGGACCAUAGACUGUAUAUGGUAGGGACCCGCAGGACCGGGUUGGAACCGGGCGCUGUGGUGGUUCCAAGGCUUUUUUUAAAAGGGGUGUUCGAGGAAUAGCUUGGACUUGGUUUUGAGGGGACGAUUGUGGUGACAUUUGUCCAGCAGCAUCGGAGGGAGCCUGUCGGGUCGCACACUCUGCUCCACGCAUGUUGGAAGUGGAGAGAGGAGGGCUGGAUGCCUGCGGGUCUGCGAGUCCUCAAGGCGCAGCCAAGGAUUACCCCCAGCCCGGCCAUCGUCUGACGGACUAAAGGACACGAAUCAGGAGCGGUGUAAUUUCUCUGUCGUUUCUUCGUGCGCUUUGGCGUCUUUGGAGAGGAUAUGGCACGGCCGGCACUGGAGAGGGCAGCGCAGCCGGCACAGGCGAGAGGAAACCGGAGCUGAAUGACAGGAUGCCAGCGACCUGAGCCCGCACUCAGAUCACUCCCGACUGCGCUAAAAGACACACUUUCUGCUUUUCUUUGACGAGUUAAGAGCAGAACAAGAAGAAGAAUACUUACCAACCCCCCCAAAAAAAGAGACGCUUUUUGAGGAGUUUAAUUUUUAAAGUUUUUUUGUAUGAGUCAUUUUAUUUUUGGGGUGAUUAAAAACAAGGAUGCAUUGUGGAUUAGUCUUGAUCCUGUUCACGGGAAUCCUCUUGGUGGUCAAGGCUUUCAAAAACGAUAAAUGUGGCGGCAACAUCCGAAUCUCAAACGCCAACUACCUCACGUCGCCCGGAUACCCCAUGUCCUACCCCCCCUCUCAGAGGUGCGUGUGGGUGAUCUCGGCGCCUGGCCCUCACCAGCGGAUCCUCAUCAACUUCAAUCCGCAUUUCGAUCUGGAGGACCGGGAGUGCAAAUAUGAUUACAUCGAGGUGCGAGAUGGCGUGGACGAGAGCGGCCAGCUGGUGGGAAAGUACUGCGGGAAGAUCGCCCCAUCUCCGGUCGUCUCCUCGGGAAACCAGCUCUUCAUCAAGUUUGUGUCGGACUACGAGACCCAUGGAGCAGGUUUCUCCAUCCGAUAUGAGAUCUUCAAGACAGGUCCCGAAUGCUCCAGGAACUUCACCUCCAACAGCGGCGUCAUAAAAUCCCCCGGUUUCCCGGAGAAGUACCCCAACAACCUGGACUGCACUUUCAUGAUCUUCGCCCCAAAGAUGUCCGAGAUCAUCUUGGAGUUCGAGAGCUUUGAGCUUGAGCCGGACCCGACGCCCCCUACUGGUGUGUUCUGCCGCUAUGACAGACUGGAGAUUUGGGACGGCUUCCCCGGAGUCGGCCCAUACGUCGGGAGGUACUGUGGGCAGAACACUCCUGGCAGAAUCAUCUCCUACACAGGCAUCCUGGCGCUAACAAUCAACACUGACAGUGCCAUCGCUAAGGAGGGCUUCUCUGCCAACUUCACCGUCAUUGAAAGGACCGUUCCAGAGGACUUUGACUGCAGCGACCCUCUGGGAAUGGAAUCGGGGGAGAUAACAUCGGACCAAAUCAUGGCUUCAUCCCAGUACAACCCCAGCUGGUCCCCAGAGCGCUCCAGACUCCACUACUAUGAAAACGCAUGGACACCGGCUGAAGACUCAAACAAAGAGUGGAUACAGGUGGAUCUUGGGUUCUUGCGGUUUGUCGCGGCCAUCGGUACCGAGGGCGCCAUUUCCCAGGAGACCCAGAGGGUUUACUUUGUCAAGUCGUACAAGGUGGAUGUCAGCUCGAACGGAGAGGACUGGAUCACUUUGAAGGAAGGCUCCAAACAAAAGGUUUUCCAAGGCAACACCAACCCAAAAGACGUUGCCAAGACAAUGCUGCCUAAACCCACGCUGACACGCUUCAUUCGGAUCCGUCCGGUUACCUGGGAAACAGGCAUCGCGCUGCGCUUCGAGGUGUACGGAUGUAAAAUAUCAGAGUACCCGUGCGCGGGCAUGCUGGGCAUGGUGUCAGGCUUGAUCACCGACAACCAGAUCACAGCGUCCUCCCACACAGACCGGAACUGGGUGCCAGAGAACUCUCGCCUGCUGACGAGCCGGACGGGCUGGACUCUGCUGCCCCAGCCCCAGCCCUUCACCAACGAAUGGCUGCAGGUGGAUCUCGGGGAGGAGAAGAUCGUGAAGGGGUUAAUCAUCCAGGGGGGCAAGCACCGUGAGAACAAAGUCUUCAUGAAGAAGUUCCGUCUCGGCUACAGCAACAACGGCUCUGAGUGGAUGAUGGUGCUCGACACCAGUGGGAAUAAGCCAAAGAUAUUUGAAGGAAAUAGUAACUACGACACUCCUGAGCUGAGGACAGUGGAGUCCCUGCUGACGCGUUUCAUCAGAAUAUACCCAGAGAGGGCCACUCCUGCUGGCAUGGGCCUGCGACUCGAGCUCCUGGGCUGUGAGAUUGAAGCCCCCACGCUGCCGCCGACCACCAUCGUCCCGCGCACCACUCCGUCAGACGAGUGUGACGACGACCAGGCGAGCUGCCACAGCGGCACAGGUGAUGACUACGACGUGACAGGUGUCACCAUCAUGCCAGAGACCACUACUGUUGACGUGGAUACCAUCCCAGCUUUCCUGUGGUUUGCCUGUGACUUCGGCUGGGCCAAUGACCCGUCGUUCUGCAGCUGGACAUCCGAGGACACCGGCUCCAAGUGGCAGAUCCAGUCCAGCGGCACCCCCACCCUGAACACUGGACCCAACAUGGAUCACACAGGCGGAUCAGGCAACUUCAUCUACACGUUGGCGGCUGGUCCCCAGGAGACGGAGGUGGCUCGGCUCGUCAGCCCCGUGGUCAGCUCCCCAGACUCGGACCUCUGCGUGUCCUUUUGGUACCACAUGUUCGGGUCGCACAUCGGCACACUGCACAUCAAACAGCGCAAGCAGACGGAGGAAGGGCCCGCAGACAUCCUGCUGUGGACGGUCAGCGGUCACCAGGGCAACCGCUGGAGAGAAGGUCGCGUCUUUGUGCCGCGCACCAACAAACCCUAUCAGGUGGUGAUCGAAGGGCUGGUGGAGAGAAAGAGCUGGGGAGACAUUGCUGUGGACGACAUUACUGUUCUCAAUGGGCUCAGUAUGGCGGACUGUAAAGACCCUGACGUACCCACUGAGGCCAUGCUACCAGAGGAUGGCUUCAAUGAAAUCCUGGAAGAGAUCACUGAAUACCCGGUGUUCGUGGAGACAAACCAGAUCAGCGGAGCAGGCAACAUGCUAAAGACCCUCGACCCCAUCCUCAUCACUAUCAUCGCCAUGUCCGCCCUGGGGGUCUUCCUGGGCGCCAUCUGCGGCGUGGUGCUGUACUGCGCCUGCUCACACGGGGGCAUGUCGGACAGGAACUUAUCAGCCCUGGAGAACUAUAACUUUGAGCUUGUGGACGGCGUCAAGCUAAAGAAGGACAAACUCAAUGUACAGAGCUCAUACUCAGAGGCUUGAGAUGGGACUGAGCACAUCAAUGAAACUGUGUGACGUGCACGGCUCCCAGAGCGUGCACUAGACUGGCUGUAGGCGUAUCCUCUCGUGUCUCCGCGAGCAGGUGCGCUCAACGGACUGCCAACGCCCUCACCUCGCUGGAUGAGGGACAGGUUCAGGAUCCAGUGGGGAGGUUUGGACUGAUCCACGCUUUUCUCAGGAGCUGCAGUAAAAAAAAAAAAGAACCUACCUGUAGGGGACACUGUGUACAAAUAAAAUACAGAAAAGAAUAUGUACAGAUGAUUUAGAUGAUAUUUUAAUUUUCUAUUUUGAUUUUCAUUCAUUUUUACAAUCGGAUGCUGGUGUUGAGACCAAUUUAUUAAUAAUGUUUAAAGUAUUUAUCGUUUUCUGGGAGAGAAAUGUUUGUUUCGUCAUCAGUUCAUGAAGGCUGUUGUAUAUUUUCAACUUUUGAAAGAGACGUAUCAAAAAAACUUCAAACGAACCUUAUCUGGCGAAGCUGUGGAUUUGCCCCAUGUUGUGGUAAACAGGGUGAGUCCGUAGGACCCUGACACUUGUCCUCUUUCCUCUUUGACCCAGAUCACUUUAAAGUGAGGGUUCCAUUCAUGGCAAUGUAUGGUUCUAACAGUGCCUUUAGUACAUUUUGGUUGCUCUCCUCUGUUGAUUUUUUACUGUAUAUGGCUUAAGUUAUAAUUACAGGAAACAGGGGCACAUUAUCUUAUAAAUAUCUACAAACCAGGAUAACAAUCUACCACUGCGCUUUAUUUUCUUUUUCUUCUUGUUGUCGUCGUUUUCUGUCCCAAAAAAACCACACACUGUAAAUAAGUUUUAAUAUAUUUUAUUGCCCUUUUUAAAGAAAGUCAAAAGGAAAAAAGCUGCAGUAUCCCUUUUUUCAUGGGUUUGUGUGUGCGUGUGUAAAUACAAUCCUCUCACUGUUUUGUGGAAGGUGCAGUGUUACUUCUCUUUCAGAUUUAGUUGCUCGGACGAGCCAGAUUCAUGUGAUGCUGAUGUUGCAGCAGUUUCAAUGUGCAUUCAAGCAUCUGUCAUCCAAACCACUGCACAAAAAAUAAAAACAGAAGAAGGUCACAAAAGAAAAAGCUGACAUACUGAACUCUUGGCACCUUCUCUCUUUAAAAUAAUCCCUCAUUUCUUCAUGAGUCACCAGAAUCUUUCAGAUUAAGCCUCAAACACACUCAUGUCGAUGGCACAGCGGCUGGUCAAUUAUUCAUCUGCCAGCAAACCAAAACAAGUCCUCAUCCUUUGGUUUCAUCUCAGACCAACACUAACUCUCCCAACAUCACUGUGGUUUGAGUUCUGUCUGGACGAUGCAGCUUGAAUGCACCUUGUUUCUGACCCCCCUCGUGAUAGGAGCCUAUCAACCCGGGGGGGUCACUACACUAACUGAAGAAUGGUGCUCUCAUUACUUUAGCCAGACAAGCGUGUCUUGUGAUAGAACCCCUGUUUGUAUCCUUCACAUGCUGUACUGUAGCUUCACGGCCGCUCGGGCCGCAACCAGAGUUGUACAUGUGUUCACGUGUAGCAGCCAUACCAUUGUGAUGUCAGAGCUGAUGUCAUGGGGACGGGUCGCUGGUGCAGCGGAGGGUCGAGUGGCAUCCCCUGAAUCAGGUCACCUGUCCUCCUCCUCCUCCUCCUCCUCCU